Vigna umbellata (rice bean) is the source of this 1608-nucleotide messenger RNA. Lineage: Eukaryota; Viridiplantae; Streptophyta; Magnoliopsida; Fabales; Fabaceae. The record is from RefSeq and is a predicted model, not a curated record.
AUGGCGCCUAGACUUCCUCCUCCACCGCAGCCUCACGAGCCUGACGCUCCUAAUAAUGCCAGGAUGUUGGAGACAGUCAUUGAUAGACUGCAACAACAGAAUACAACUUUAAUAGAGCAGAACGCCGCCUUAAUGCGGCAAAAUCAGGAAGCCAUGCAGAGUUUGGAGGCCUCUCGUGUCAACUCGGAAGCGACUCAGAGGCAGUUGAUGGAUAUUCUUGCCGCAACCAGAGGUGUGCCUGGAGCAUCCUCUUCAAACGCUGCCCCACCUGCUGCUGAGUGGAGUUUGGAGAGUUUUCUCCAGCAUCAUCCGGCUAAGUUCAAUGGUAAGGGCCUCCCUGACGAGGCAGAUCAAUGGCUAAGAGACAUGGAGAGGAUUUUUAACGCCAAAAGAUGUCCAGAUGAAAACAGGCUGGCUUACACUAAGUACUUGUUAACUGGAGAAGCGAGCCACUGGUGGGCGAGCGCAAGAGCCAUUCUGACGGACGCUCAAAUUCCGAUCACUUGGGAAGUGUUCAGAAACAAGUUCUAUGAAGAAUAUUUCCCUGACAGCGUCCGCUUUGCCAAGGAGGUUGAAUUUCUGCAGCUCGUCCAAGGCGGAAUGUCUGUUUCUGAAUAUACGAACAAGUUCAAACACUUGGUUCGUUUCAAUACGAUGGCCACUAGUGAGGAGUGGCAGUGCAGAAAAUUCGAGAACGGUCUGCGGAGUGAUCUGAAGGUAUUAAUUUCCAGCCUGUGUAUCCGAACGUUCCCUGCCAUGGUUGAGAGGGCCAAGGUGUUGGAGAAGAACUUGGCAGAGGCGGAACGACACAAGAAACAACAAGCAGUGAGGGGACCGAUCGUCUCAAGAGGCAAUACUAAUCAGAGGGGAUCUCCUUAUGCUCGUCCAAAUCAGUCAGCAAACACAAGUGGGUCUCAAGCCUUGGUUCCUGCCGGACAGUCUGGGCAGCAAGGUAACGCCACCUGUUUUAAAUGUGGUGGACCACACUACCGUUCGUUUUGUCCUCAACUGGUAGGUGGAAAACAUUGUACUCGAUGCGGAAGGAAUGGACAUGUGGACAAUGAGUACAACUUUGGAGGACGAGCGGUAAUGAGACCACCAAACGCUGCAAGGAAUCAGCCAAGAGGUGGACGAGCACAAGCAGUGGGUCGAGUGUAUGCUAUCACUGGAGCGGAGGCAGCAAGCGCAGGUAAUCUUAUAACUGGUGAAUGCUUGCUGUAUGGAAUGCCAUGUCGUGUACUGUAUGAUUCGGGGGCGACUCACUCCUUCAUCUCGAAGGCGUGUGUUGAAAAACUGGGAAUAGCGGAGAGUGAGAUGCAGUUCGACUUGGUGGUAUCAACCCCAGCGGCUGGAGAGCUUAGGACAUCUACCGUAUGCAUUAGAUGUCCUAUUGUGGUUGAGGGGCAUAAUUAUAAGGUGAACUUGAUCUGUUUACCUUUGAAGGACUUGGAAGUAAUUCUAGGAAUGGAUUGGUUGGCUACCAAUCACAUUAUUAUAGAUUGUGGCAAGAAGGAGUUAGUGUUUCCUGAGAAUGAUGAAGAAGAGUUAUCGGAGGAUUGGGAAGAGAACGAACGUCCAGGGAUGGCGGUAUUGAACGAGCGGUCGUAG